Loa loa (African eye worm) is the source of this 320-nucleotide messenger RNA. RefSeq lists its product as hypothetical. Lineage: Eukaryota; Metazoa; Nematoda; Chromadorea; Rhabditida; Onchocercidae. The transcript is spliced from 2 exons. The record is from RefSeq and is a predicted model, not a curated record. Bases 27 to 320 code for a protein of 97 amino acids.
CAAUUUUUGAAUAGUAACAAAUUAAAAUGGUUGUUCAAGCAACGUCAGGACGAGGUUUAGGAUGGAUUGUUGCAGCUUUCUUUAUUGUUGCUGACAUGGUUGGCGGUGGAAUUGUUGCAAUGCCUGUUGCAUUUCUUGAAACUGGACUUACGGUUGGUAUUACAUUUAUGGUUGUAAUAACAAUAUUUUUCGCAUAUACGGCUUAUUUACUUAGCCAGAAUUGGAUCAUUAUGCAACAGCGAUGGCCGGUUUAUCAAAAUCAUUGUCGUAAACCAUAUCCUGAAAUGGCAAUGAGAAGUAUGGGAAAAACAAUGAAGUAA